Ostrea edulis (European flat oyster) is the source of this 1544-nucleotide messenger RNA. Its product is annotated as calcineurin subunit B type 1. The record is from RefSeq and is a predicted model, not a curated record. Gene Ontology annotation, molecular function: calcium-dependent protein serine/threonine phosphatase regulator activity; calcium ion binding. The transcript is spliced from 6 exons. The coding region runs from base 219 to 731 and encodes 170 amino acids. NCBI's taxonomy places the organism in Eukaryota, Metazoa, Mollusca, Bivalvia, Ostreida, Ostreidae.
CAAAGUCUAUAAAAUAAAGAUAACUUGCAUAUUCUUUAAUGUAUAAAUUUGCUGUCUUUGCUGAUUUGUGAUAGCUACAGGAUUGUUUUUCAGCCGGUCACACGUCUACCUUACCCCUGCCGCCAUUGCACGAAAUAAAAAGGAAGAGGAAAUAAAAAUAUACGCAUGCGCACAUCUGAAAACCGAUUUACAGAUCCAGUGGAGAAAAUUCCGUAAAAAUGGGAAAUGAAAACUCACUACCAAUGGAACUCUGUUCAAACUUUGAUGCAGAUGAAAUCAAAAGACUGGGAAAGCGAUUUAAAAAAUUGGAUUUGGAUAACUCGGGUUCCUUAAGUGUUGAUGAAUUUAUGACUUUGCCAGAACUUCAGCAAAAUCCAUUGGUUCAACGAGUCAUUGAUAUAUUUGAUACAGAUGGAAAUGGAGAGGUGGACUUUAAAGAGUUCAUUGAAGGAGUGUCUCAGUUUAGUGUUCGAGGAGACAAAUUAUCCAAGCUGCGAUUUGCAUUCAAGAUCUAUGACAUGGACAAGGAUGGCUAUAUAUCAAAUGGAGAACUCUUCCAAGUAUUAAAAAUGAUGGUUGGAAAUAAUCUGAAGGAUACUCAGCUACAGCAAAUAGUAGAUAAAACCAUCAUACAUGCUGACACUGAUGGCGAUGGAAAAAUCUCUUUUGAGGAAUUCUGUGCAGUUGUUGGAAACAUGGAUGUUCAUAAAAAGAUGGUUGUAGAUGUGUAAUAUGCACUUUUAUUAUAAUAAUUUAUAAAUUAAACUAUAUGUAUGUAAUUUUAUUUAUUUUUACAUGUUUGUACAUGUAUAUACCUGAAUGUUUCAACUUAUUAAAUCAUGUAGAGAAAUUGUAUACCCCCUGUAAACAGAAUUAGGGAGAUAUACUGAAAUUUUAUACCCCCUGUAAACAGAAUUAGGGAGAUAUACUGAAAUUUCAUACCCCCUGUAAACAGAAUUAGGGAGAUAUACUGAAAUUUCCACAUCUGUCAAUCCAUCCACCUGGACAAAAGUGAUUUCCAUCAUGUAUAAUAAUAUUGAAUGACUUUAAAGUUUUCACAAAAUUUGUGAAAAUGUCAUGUACAUGCACAGUAUAGGCCCAUGCAUCUGGUUUUUUUCAGGCUGAUUUGUCGGAUUUUGAGAAAGUUGACUAAUGAAAUGAUAGCAAUUUAAUUUACCAGGCCAAGAGCUGGCCAUUGUUUGCUUGAUGUCCAUUGUCUAUCUGCUGUCGUCAUUUGUUACCAUUUAAUUUUCAACAUGUACAUGUGCAUUAAAGACAUUUUGCCAUGAGAGGGGGGUGGGGGGCUUAUAAACCUUGUACCUGUGUGUUCUUUCCAUUCUCUACCGAUAAGAGUCACUGCUCCCUAACACUUCUGUUAAUGCGAAAAUAUCAAGAUUCAUGUAAAAGGCUUUGCAAACUGGUACACAAGAUGUACAAACAUUUGACUUGGCUUUUAAUCAAUUAAUGGUGUAGAAUUGUAAGAUAAAAUUGUUUUACCGCUUGUAAACAAAUUCCUAAAAGUUUGUAAUUAAAAUUAAAGCAAA